UUCUUCAACGGGAAGGGUUGUGGUCACGCGCCAAAAUAGUUGCGGGAAAACCAAACUGAAUCCAGGAGAGAAGCAACAUACAAAAUUGUGCUGCACAUGAGAAAAUGAACACCAUGAAGACCCCGAAGGCUGAAGAUGUCAGACGGGGGAUCUCUGUCAUCUGGGAGAUCUUGCAGUGUCCAAUAUGUUUGGAAUUGAUGAGCACACCUGUGUCUACUAAGUGUGACCACCAGUUUUGCAAGUUUUGCAUAAUAAAGCUUUUGGACAGCAGUAGGAGAAAGGAGGCCAACUGUCCAGUUUGUAAGAUAAAGAUCACAAAAAGGAGUUUGCAGGAGAGCCCUGGGUUCCAGAAAUUGGCCGAGGGAUUGCAGAAUAUGGUCCAGGCCUAUGAACAUGACACCUGCACAAACUACUUCACUGGAAUGUCCCAGAUGAGGAGACAUAGUGUCACAGAGACUGUGCAGAAGAAAAACGGCCAUGAUGUCUCAUCUGAUGACGUGUGGGCCACUGACCGUGCUGAUGACGAGGAUCAUGAGUUUCCAAUGUCCUGCUCGUCAACUAUAGCAGUCACCCCCAUGCCUCUCUCUUCAGCCAAGGAUGGCUUUGCAAAGCUCAUGGGUCUUGAAGAUUCUUGCCCUGUCAUUUCGGACGAGGGGUUUGAUAGCGGCCUAGGUGACAUACCUCCAGCCAUUGAAAAGGAUACCGAUGACUCUAAAGCUACCUCCACCACAGAAAAACAGAAGCCAGCAUUAGAGGCAGAAAUACCUGUGGUUGUUGAAAGAGCUCCUUCACGACCCCAAAAGCUAGGAAAAAAGAUAACCACUCAUCCUCAAGAUCCACCAAGCCUCCCUGAAAAAGUCAUAGACCAACCUGUCAGACGAUCUUUGAGGAAUAACAAAAGAAAGUCCUUGACUGAAAUGAUUGACCAGAAUCAGAAGAAAAGUCUAGAGAAAGUCUCUGAGUGGCUCAUGAAUAAUUCCUCAACAGAAGAAAACUCUGAGAAGGAGAAAAUCACAGAGGGCUCUUAUGACUCAGUUUCUUUGGCAGGAAGAUGUUCCCCCGCCUCACCCUUAGAGGAUAACCUCAGAAAUAAGGACGAGAGUCCAAAGAGAGAAGAGCGUGGCAAAUGUCUUGAGGAGCUGGUAUUUGGGGCUGUUUACAAACGGGAUCGAAGAGGGAACCGCAGUUUUUCACCACAGAACAGAGCAAUCACAGACCCUCCACCACCCUGUCCAGCUGAGGAACUCCCAAUCCCGAAGAAGAUUGCCAAAAGGAGGAUGAGUAAUAAACUGACACCUGCUGACUUUGUCAAGAGACCAAGAUCUGAGGAGAAUGAAGACAGUGUUAUGGAUGACCGACCAGAGAUGACAGAACCACAAGAGGAUCCUCCCAAUGAACACCCAAGAGAUACUGAAGAAGAUAAGUUGAUUGACCUGACUGGGGAGCUGAACUCUAAUAGCUCUGACAAGCAAGGUGAAGAGCUUGAUGAGUUGCCAGAAGGUGACAACAAAGAGAAUGAAGAUGUAGAGGACAGUCCUGUGUUUGAUGUGCCACUACGGGAAUCUAGGAGGAAGCCAAAUAAAAAGAUGCACGGUAGGUGGCAGGACGUUGACGGGGAUUUACAAGGGAAAGUAAAGUCGGAGAAUAACGAGCAAAAAAAGCCUGCCAAGAAAAAAGGGGAAAACAUCAAGGUGGAGAAGAGCAAGGCAGCCAAGUCCUUAGUCCUUGUGGGUGUCGGAGAGGGUGGAAUUGACCCUAAGAUACCUAAGAGCAGACCGUCAGGCCAGACUGAGGUUCAGAUUGAGAGUUACCCUAGCAGUGAGGAUCCAGGAAGCCCGAUCAUGAGGAGAACCAGGAGGAGUCGGAGGCUUCAGCUCUUCACAGAGGAAGUACAAGGGAGUAACAAGAAGAUCAGCACUGCAACAUCCACAAAGGUUGACGUUCUUGAUUCAGACUGCAACAAGAUGCAGCAAUCAGAGGAGGCGAAAGCUGACACUGACAGGGAUAAUGUGGCUUGUUUGCAGAACCAAAAUACAGAAAAGGCUCUAAGGAAAAAUGGAUGUGUUUUAGAUGAAGAAAUGGGAGGUAUUGAGAACUUGGACUCUAGCGAGAAAAGAUUGUGUGAAAUGAUUGAGUCACAGAAAGUGAACCCAGUUGAGGAGUCUAUUGUUGAAGUCCCAAGUACAGGAAGUCCUUGUCACGCUGAUGUUGCUUGUUCAGUGACUAUGGUACCAAGUUCAAUUAGUACUCCUGAGGCAAGUGUCUCAUGUGCCGUGCCUGAGAGUGUAAACCAAAGUAAUCCGGUUAUCAAACCAUUAGAUGUACCACAAGAGACGUCAGCCAGCCAGGCCAAAUGUAUUGAUCUGGAGGAGGAUGACCGGAAUGACAGUGAGCUGGACACUGAGCAACUGCUGAAGAGCUUCAAAGCCACCAAAAGGAAGUCUUUCCACCUUGGUAGUCCAAAUAUCAAGAGGAGUUCCUUCUGGUCCAACAAGGAAAAUACAACUCUUACAAAGACUCAAGAGAACGAACAUCUCGGCACAGAUAUGGAAGCAGGAAAUGGGCAGGGAUUUUCAAGGACAACGGAGUGUCCCACAGUCCAACAGGAAUCUGAGAAAAGAACAGUAUUUGAAAAUUCUUGCUCUAGUCAUUUGAGCCCACCUUCAAGUUCCCUCAACAAUAUUUCACAAGAAAAAGCGCAGAGGAAUUGUAAAAGGCUCAGAAAGUCCAUUCUUACCAGACCACCUCAGUAUUUAGUGGAGUCUUCGAACCCUGAUACCAGUGGGAAGACCCAGAAACAGAUUCUGGCCAGGCUUUCUGGCAACAGCUCAAAAAGUGCCCUCAGUCCCAACAAAGUCACAAAAAGCCAAAUGGAAUCUCCCCUCCAAGCUGUGGGUUCUGGUCUGCUCUUUCCAGCUUUUGGCGCCUCUAAGGAAAAUCUACCAGAUCCGACACCUGUAGCUUCAAAGCAACUUAGAGUCCCUAAAAGUCAGCAGCCAUACAAAGUGGAGGGCAGCAUGAGGAAAAGUCCAACAGUUCUGGAGAGUAGCCACAGUGUUGGAUCAGACACUGCAGUGGAGGCAAACAAAACGUGGCCAGAGAACAUGACUGGAAACAUGGCCAAUACAGAGUCCUCCUUGACUCCAGAUGACCUCCUUCCAAUUAUCCAAUCAGUAGUUAUCCAAGAGGCAGAGAGGACUAAAGGAAGUGGUGUGGUCAGCUUGCACUCUCCCAUCAAGAGCACCCUAAAGCGGAGGAAGGCUCAGCGACUGGAGUCUUCCUCGGAGUCCGACUGCAGUGGGGAGGAAGAGGAACUGCCUUCUCUUGCGCAAAUUUUCAGACCUUCGGCUUGUCCACCAACCGCUGAGGAGGAGGAGGAGGAAUCAGUCACAUUGCUCAAAGACCAUGCGAGGGAACAAGGAAGCUACAGGGAGGCUGGUGAUGUUACCUGUGCUGCAGCUGAAGAUGGGCAGCGAGCGAGCAGUCCUCCCAUGUGCCCCAGUCCUGAAUGGGUCACCACCAGCCAGGCAUCUGUGGACCUGUUUGGAACACCAGAAGAAGGGGAAGGAAUGGCAGGUGACACUGGCCUGACACAGGAAUCAUCACAAUUUUCAAGCGAGUGCAUUGCCACUCAGCAAAAGGUUGCGAUGCAGGAGGAGCUGCGGAGGCUGGAGAGAAUGAUGGCGUUGGUGUCUGAAGCGCUCCAGGAGAAGGAGGAGGAGGAGCCCACUGGGGCCAAAGUCAACCCCGGGGCCUCAUAUCCCCCAGCGUUGCUUCAACCAGACAGGUCCACAGUCUCCUCAGGCCUUGAUCUCCAGGCGACCCUGCCGUGUGGCCAGGGCACCAGGAAGAGGUCUGUCAGCAGGGAAGGUGCCCAAAACAUUGGGGGAAAUGCAGCCUCACCGUCCCCUGGUCUUGGAGACUGUGAGGGCCUUGGGCCCACCCCCACCACGCCCUGCCGCACCAAACAUGAGGGGACUGGGGCAGGGCGGCUUGGCAGACAGUCAGGACGGGUCCUAAGGAGCAGCAUGAGAGCGAGGCCCAACCAGGGGUCGUCAGUGGUCAGAGUGCACAGCGGGACCAAUGCUCCCUCAGCUGGGCUGGAGGUCCAGGAUACCCCGGGGGCCAUCCAGCCUGCCAACACACACCCAUCAACGCACACUCCACUGCGGGAACCCGCUGGGGUCAAGUUGGUGCUGGUAGCAUCAGGACUCAGUGCACCUGAACAGUCGAUGGUGAACAAGUUUGCCAAGAGGAUGGGAGGCAGUGUGUGUUCACAAGUGACACCCGAGACCACCCAUGUCAUCAUGAACACAGAUGGUGAUCUGGUGUGUGAGCGCACGCUCAAGUACUUCCUGGGCAUCGCAGGCAGGAAGUGGGUGGUGAGCUUCCAGUGGAUUUCCGAGUGCUUCAAACAAGGGACAAUCUUAAAUGAGACGUCAUUUGAGGUGCGAGGAGACGUUGUGAACGGACAUGAUCACCAAGGGCCCAUGAGAGCACGGACCACAGGGGACACAAGUCUGCUGAUGAAGGAUUACGAGAUCUGUUUCCAAGGCUCUUUCACCGAUAUGACCACUGGUCAGAUGGAGUGGAUGGUGGAGCUUUGCGGCGCAACGGUGGUCCAAGAGCCUCUUCUCUUCACUGGUGAACUGAAAACUCGUCAGCUAAUAGUGGUACAACCAGGCUCGGAGCAAUCACCAAUAAACUACAAAGCCCUCCAGAGGAUAGCCACGGUCAUUACCCGUGGUUGGCUAUUUGAUUCAGUGGCAACCUACACCCUUCAAAGCCUCGGCAACUACAGAACGUAACCUCCAGACCUGGUGUCACAUCCAAAUCGCUCCGCUGGCCUGGACCCACUCCACUCAGUUCAUUGGUGUGAUACGCAAAUCGUUCCCUGCUCUGGAUCCUGUCACUAGAGGCAGUCCCUGGUGUCACGUCCAAGUGGCUCCCUUGUAACCCUCUUUCUUAAUACAGUGCCUUCAGAAAGUAUUCAUACCCCUUGACUUAUUCCACAUUUUGUGUUACUCUCCUAUCUUCACACGAUACCCUGUUAAUGACAGUGAAAACAUGUUAUAAAGAAAAUUGGCACAUUUAUUGAAAAUUAAAUGCAUAAAUAUUUAAUUUACAUAAGUAUUCACACCCCUGAGUCAAUGCUUUGUAGAAGCACAUUUGGCAGCGAUUACAGCUGUAAGUGUCUGGGUAAGUCUGUAAGAGCUUUCCACGGCCCAUUAUUCUUUUCAAAAUUCUUCAAGUUCUAUCAAGUUGGUUGUUGAUCUUUGCUAAACAACCAUUUUCAGGUCUUGCCAUAGUUUUUCAAGUAGAUUUAAGUCAAAACUAACUCAGCCAUUCGGGAACAUUCAAUGUCUUCUUGGUAAGCAACACCAGUGUAGAUUUGGCCUUGUGAUUUAGGUUAUUGUCCUGAUGGAAGGUGAAUUAAUCUUCCAGUGUCUGGUGAAAAGCAGACAGAACCAGGUUUUCCUCUAGGAUUUUGCUUGUGCUUCACUCCAUUCCCUUUCUUUUUUAUCCUGAAAAACUCCCCAGUCCUCAAUUAUUACAAACAUAUCUAUAACAUGACGCAGUCACCACUAUCCUUGAAAAUGUGGAGAAUUGUACUCAGUAUUGUGUUGUAUUGGAUUUGCCCCAAACGCAACACUUUGUUUUCAAGACAAAAAGUGAAUUGCUUUGGCAAUUUUUUUGCAGUAUUUAGUGGCUUAGUGCAAACAGGAUGCAUGUUUUGGAAUAUUUUUUUGUGCAUGCUUUCUCUUUACUCUGUCAAUUAGUUUAGUAUUGUAGAGUAACUACAUUGUUGUUGAUCCAUCCUCAGUUUUCUCCCAACACAGCCAUUAAACUCUUAACGGUUUUAAAGUCACAAUUGGCCUCAUGGUGAAAUACCUGAGCGGUUUCCUUCCUCUCCGGCAACUGCGUUAGGAAGGACGCCUGUAUCUUUGUAUUGACUGGGUGUACAGAUGCACCACAGCAAUAGGUACCCUUUUGCGAGGCAGUGGAAAAGCUCCCUGGUCUUUGUGGUUGAAUCUGUUUGAAAUUCACUGCCCGACUGAGGGACCUUACAGAUAAUUGUGUGGGGCACAGAGAUGAGGUAGUCAUGAAAAAUAUCCUGCUAAACACUAUUGCACACUGAGUGAACCCAUGCAACUUAUUAUGGGAACUUAUUUAGCCUUGUCAUAACAAUACUUAUUGACUCUAGACAUUUCUCCUUUAAAUUUGUAAUUAAUUUGACAAAUUUAUGGGGGUAUUGUGUGUAAGCCAGUGACAUCUCAAUUUAAUCCAUUUUAAAUUCAGGCUGUAACAAUUUUUUUUUUUGAAAAAGUUGUGAAUACUUUCUGAAACCACUGUAUGCCUAAGAGACAAGCCGUGAUCAACCAGUUCAAAAGAUUCCUGCACUUUACCCCAUCCCCCUGAAGUUGUCUUGUUUUUGUCACCAUGACUACAUCCUUUAAAAUAGUUGUUAUGCAGUCGCUUUGUGUUAUAACUAAACUCUGUGUGAUGUACAUAAAUGUAAUGUUCUCUUACUUAAAACGACUCGCAUGGAAACAAAUGAUAUAUUUUUGUACCCUGUGAGAAUGAGAAACCAAUGACCUGAAGAGAGCCA
This is a messenger RNA of Salvelinus fontinalis (brook trout), 6610 nucleotides long. RefSeq names its product breast cancer type 1 susceptibility protein homolog. Bases 105 to 4808 code for a protein of 1567 amino acids. Gene Ontology annotation, molecular function: zinc ion binding; DNA binding; ubiquitin-protein transferase activity. The record is from RefSeq and is a predicted model, not a curated record. NCBI's taxonomy places the organism in Eukaryota, Metazoa, Chordata, Actinopteri, Salmoniformes, Salmonidae. The transcript has 21 exons. Gene Ontology annotation, biological process: chordate embryonic development; dosage compensation by inactivation of X chromosome; positive regulation of transcription by RNA polymerase II. Gene Ontology annotation, cellular component: BRCA1-BARD1 complex; plasma membrane; BRCA1-A complex.